GGUGAUAAUCGGAGCUUGGGUGACCUGUGAUCGCAGGUCGUGACGUGCAUUUUCAACAUGGCGACGAAACAUCGGGUCCUUAUCACUGGAGCGUCUGGCCUUCUAGGGCGAGCAAUUCUAAAGCAGUUUUCUAACUCCGAUAGCUGGGAAGUUCUAGGCCUUGCUCAUUCGCGGGCCACAGGGGCUCUAAAAAAGGUAAAUCUGUUGGAUUUCGACGAAGCGCAGCGAGUUGUGACGGAGUUCAAGCCCCAUGUGUUGAUCCAUUCUGCCGCAGAAAGAAGGCCAGACGUCGUGGAAAACGACGAGGAAACUUGCGAAAAAAUGAACGUGGGUAUAACUAAAGUCUUAGCAACAACCAUAAACGAUUUGAACAAUGGAUUGGAAGUCCCGGAACAUUUUAUGCUAUAUAUCAGUACCGAUUAUGUGUUCGAUGGCACGAGUCCACCUUACAAACCUAUGGAUAAGCCAAACCCGUUAAACAAGUACGGAAAAAGUAAGCUGGCAGGAGAGAAAGUGGUGCAGACCUGUGUCUCUGAUUCGGGAAUCCUCCGAAUUCCAAUUUUGUACGGAAACGUGGAAUAUUUGAAGGAAAGUGCCGUCACAGGUUUGUAGCUACUGGUUAUUUAUUUUACUGAUUAUUUUUGUACAUAUCUCCGGAUGUAUUUUUACAGUAUUAAUUGUCUGUCUUAUUUAAACUUAGUUGGUGGUCUGUCUUGCAUAUGGGGUCUUUUGACUCUUUUACAGAUCGUAGCUAUUGUAUUAAAAGUAAUCUCUCCUCUCCCCGCCCGCCUUCCCCGCCUUCCCCCCCUUCCCCCACCCCACCCUUGCAUGCUGGGUCAAGGAGCAAUGUAAUUCCUCAGGGGUAAGUUUUAAAGGUCGAGGAAUUCUUCACUUGCAGUGAAAAAAAAAUAAUUACAAAUUCCUUAGGGGCAAUCUGAAGCGGGAAACAGAGAAUUCGUGAAAAAAAUUCUUCAAGGGUAGACCCAUAACUAAUGGCAGUCUGCAUGGGUGCAUGCAAUUUGGUGAUUUCUUCAGGAGUAAGAAAAAAGGGUGGUUCCUCAACAGAGGGGGAGGGGGUGUGGAUAUUAAAUUCAAUAGCCCAUCCACCCAGCUGUACAUGUUUGCUAAGGGUGGGACCGGCAGGGGGGUGGGGGAGUGGUGUGUGUAAGAAAGAUCAGAUGAGGGCAGAUUGGAGAUGGGGUAACAAGAAGUGACCAUCUGUAAGCGACAUAUUUACUUGUGUCAGUACUGUGAUCCUUGUUGAAUUUUUACUUCUUAGUGCAGUGCUUAUUUGCCGGCAAUGCUUAUUUUUGUAUUCACAAAUACAGUCGAACCUCCUGUAAGCAAACACCCAAAAUGUGGAAACUGUUUUUUCUCAUCCCUUCAAGAUGUAGCUUAUAUGGGCAAACUAUCUCUUUACUCUUUACACUUCCUCGACCCAAGUCAAUCAGAGGUAACUGAGAGAGCUUGCAUGCUCAGGCUAAUUCAAGAAUCAUAGAACAGGUUAAAAUUUGAAAUUGAAAACAAUGAAAAAAAAAAACUUUACCAAAUUAACGCUGUUGAACCCUGGUUGACAUAUUACAUAGUGGGACCUCUAAAGAUUAAAAUAGUCUUCCACAUUAUUUUUUACUUGCAAAGUUGCAUCUUUUUUUACAUUCAAUUUAAUGCUCAAGUUCAGUGUUUAUUAAUUUAUGUGUGUAGGCUUCAGCUAGAAUCAUCACUGUAAGUUACUUUUUGUGCAAUAGUUAAGGCGAGACAUUCAUGGUAUGGGAAGGAUUUUGACUAGGAUCUUAUAAUCUUCCACAUUAUUUUUUACUUGCAAAGUUGCAUUUUUUUUACAUUCAAUUUAAUGCUCAAGUUCAUUGUUUAUUAAUUUAUGAGUGAAGGCUUCAGCUAGAAUUAUUACUAGAGACCUUAAGAUACCCCGAAAUCGGUGUACGGGUAACGGGUAGCGCCAUGUUUUUUUCAUUUUGUGGUGACGUCAUCGACCUUACCCGGUAGAAGCAGCCGUUUUUCCGGGGUAGACACCAGUUUACCCAUAGAAGAUUUACGAGUAGCUGCAAAUCCUACAUGAUGGAGAAACAAGUAAGUUUUUAAGACUUUUUAAGUACAAAUGUAAAUUGUAUGACUCCUUGGCAAUGUUAUUGCAAGUCUGUUCAAAUAUUUUUGCCAAAUUUGAAUUUUAGCUGUAAAGAAAGCGCUUCAAAAUGUAUUGAUUUUGGACCUCAAAUGUGCAGGUUGAACUCUGAAACGAUAUCAAUUUGUGGCGGUAUUUGGGGGGAUUUCUGAGAAUUGCUCGAACGUUUGAGUUUCGCAAAAGAAAUAGCAUUGAAAAAUUUAGCAUGGGAGUCACUGUUGAAGUUGACAAUCAAAGGAAUUGUUUGGUGAUGUGCCUCGAUCAAAUGGCGGGGUUUGCGAUAACAAGCUUUCGGUCGAGGGACUUCCCGCCAAGUUUCUUAAAAUCUUUCUAUGAUAUUUCAAUAAGCUUAUGUAUGAAUGAAUUAUUUGUUGCAGCUUGUUGUUAAGAUUUGAGGGAGAUUUUGUAUGCAUUAAGCGACAUGCAUGUACAAAGUUAAUUUUGCGUGCUUGUUCUUCGGGUAUCUUAAUCGAAAUAGUCACGCACAUGAACAUUUUACGUGUACGGGUACACUACCCGUACCCGUACACCGAUAUCGGGGUAUCUUAAGGUCUCUACUGUAAGUUACUUUUUGUGUAAUAGUCAGAUAGCCUUGUAACUUAGGGGAUUUAAGGUGCGACGUUCAUGGUAUGGGAAGGAUUUUGGCGAGGAUUUUUGGUUUUGUGAAUUCUCUGUUUUAUUAUUCUAGUUCUCUUUGAAGCUCUUAAAGAAACUGGAAAACCUACCAAAAUGGAUGAUUAUGCAUUCCGGUAUCCUACCCUGGUUGAUGACAUUGCCACAGUUUGCAGAUUCAUUGCAGAAAAGCGCGUCACAGAUUCUUCUUUCAAAGGAAUUUGGCACUGGAGUGGAACAGAAGUCAUGACAAAAUAUGCAAUGGUUUGCCAAAUGGCAGAGAUUUUUGGUUUAUCACACAGUCACCUGAUUCCAAAUCCUGAUGCUCCUAGUGCUGGAACUCCAAGGCCCCGCAACACUGCUCUUAGCUGCUCGGAUCUGGAAUCCAUGAUGGAAGAUGGUGGGGCAAGCAUGCGCACUCCAUUCAAGGAAGGAAUCAAACAGUGUCUGCAGCCUUUUGUUUAACUUACAAAUUUAUCAAGCUGAAAUGUAUGGUCUGUGACUGUAGUAUUUUGUCUAUAUAUUGAUUCCCCAGGGCUUGAAAAAAGGCCCAUGUACAUGUAUAGUAGUCCCGGACAAGUAGAUUUUCUUGCUGGGCAAGUAACUUUUAAAGCUUAGUUAAUGCCCUUGUUUUACUUACACAUUAGUAAGGCUGAAAUAAAUGCUCUUUUUUUUUUCCAAGUAUUGAUCCCCCAGGGCUUAAGGAAAGUCCUGUCCAGUAGUCUGGGGCAAAUUUGAAAUAGAUUUUCUUGCUGGGCAAGUAAGUUUUAAGGCUCACUUGCCCAGUGGGAAACGGUCCAGGUAAGUCACCCUUUAACCAAGUCAUUAACUGAGACGAGCAAGAAGAGGCCCCAGGCUUCUUUCCCAAAGGACUUGCUGGGAUUCAAGUUGUUCUUGAGCCCUGUUCUCGACAAAAUAUUACUAAGGCUAUGGGAUACCUGCUACCUUUAAACACCAGUUAGAGAGUAUGUACCCAGCAUAGUGAUAAAAAGGUUAAUAUUUUAAUAUGAAAAUUGCCUACAGUUUGGAUACUUAAAGUAAAUUUUAUAAGCCAAGAUAAAGAUAAAAGAUAUUCUAUGUUAGUAAAAUCCAACUAGUGGUCUAUUAUCAAUUCUGCAUUCUGAUUGGUUGAGCUACUACUAGGCUAUAUGUUAAAGCCCACUAGUAGCGAAAAAGCACAAGCUUUGAAAAGCAAAACAGUGGUGGUUGAAUCACGUUUUGCUAGCUGAAGUUGUUUUGUCUCGAUAUCGUUGACCAACUAUUUGGAUUUUACUAAAAGAAUUAUUCU
Porites lobata is the source of this 4037-nucleotide messenger RNA. The record is from the annotation of a GenBank genome assembly. NCBI's taxonomy places the organism in Eukaryota, Metazoa, Cnidaria, Anthozoa, Scleractinia, Poritidae.